GCUCCGUCGCCACGGGCUACCUGGACUCGGCCCUCUUCGCCGUGUGCUCCCAGUACCAGAACGACAUGCAGCGCUUCCUGCAGAUAGGAAUUGGGCUUGGCACUAUGGUGUCUGUUUUCUACCGUGACCUGACGAAGCUGAUCAUGUCCAGAGACGUUGCCGAUGCAACAAGUUUGUACUUUGUCGUGGCGUUGGCGACCGUCAUCUUGUGCAUAUCGUGCUACAGGCUGCUGAUGAGGCUGGAGGUGUCCAGGCACGUCAAGCUGUCGGUCGGCGACGCCGACGUGGACUCGGCGGCCUUCGCGACUCCGCCGCGCUCGCCGAUGCUGUCGGCGACGUCGCAGUACACCUCGGGCACGCCGCUGCUGGGGACGCCGCUGCUGGAUGAGGACCAGAAGCCCCCCCGGGCGGCCCACCACAGCGGCGGCGCCUCCCCCGAGUUCUCCGUCGUUUUCAGAUUGGUGUGGCGGCAGCAGAUGGUGAUCUUCCUCAACCUGACGCUCACCACGCUGUGCUACCCUGGCAUGGUCACGUCGAUCCCCUGCAGGCAGUUCACGUUUCUGGAGAAAGACCACUGGUUUCAGACGCUUCUGCUGACGGCGUUCACGGUUGCCGACAUUAUCGGGCGUAUUAUGACGAAAUACACAUUCGGCCUGACGUACAAGAGCAUACACUGGACGGUGGUGGUCCGCCUCUUCGUCUCCCCGGCGAUCCUCCUCUGCAUCCAGUCGCGGGCCCUAGGCGACGCCGUGUCCUUCUCCGUCGUCAUGGCGUUCGGAUUCUUGAACGGCUACUGCGUGUCCCUCGCAUUGAUCGUUCCCAACGAGAUGAAGCACCUCACGGAGAACCAGAGGAAGACCUGCGGUUUCAUGUCGGCUUGCUCGGUGAACAGCGGACUCUGCGCCGGCUCGCUGCUGGCCGCGGCGGCCGCCGUGGGGCUCGGCCUGGGCGGCUCGUGA
Prorocentrum cordatum is the source of this 959-nucleotide messenger RNA. Lineage: Eukaryota; Dinophyceae; Prorocentrales; Prorocentraceae. The record is from the annotation of a GenBank genome assembly.